Lepidothrix coronata (blue-crowned manakin) is the source of this 9281-nucleotide messenger RNA. It is a transcript of the gene STYXL2, whose product is annotated as dual specificity phosphatase 27 (putative). The record is from RefSeq and is a predicted model, not a curated record. Bases 1 to 3486 code for a protein of 1161 amino acids. The transcript has 6 exons. Gene Ontology annotation, cellular component: cytoplasm. Gene Ontology annotation, biological process: negative regulation of MAPK cascade; protein dephosphorylation. NCBI's taxonomy places the organism in Eukaryota, Metazoa, Chordata, Aves, Passeriformes, Pipridae. Gene Ontology annotation, molecular function: protein tyrosine/serine/threonine phosphatase activity; MAP kinase phosphatase activity.
AUGGCCAGCGGCAGGGACUCGGACGGCGAGCCGGUGGUGCCGGAGGAGGAGGAGGAGGAGGAGGGCCCGGACGUGAAGGCCGUGCAGGCCCAUUACCUGCGCAGCCCCUCGCCCAGCCGGUUUUCCAUGAUAUCAGACACUGAUACAGAGAGCAUCUUCAUGGAGCCAAUCCAUCUGUCAUCUGCUGUGGCUGCCAAGCAAAUAAUCAGUGAAGAACUGAAGACAAAGGAGGUCAGGGUAGAUUCAGUGUGUCCCAGGAUGCUGGAGUCUGCGCAGCAGCUGAUGGUGGAAGACCUGUACAACCGAGUUAAGGAAAAGAUUGAUGACACCAGCUUGUUUAACACGCCGUGUGUGAUGGACUUGCAGAGGGCACUCGUGAAGGACAGGCUGGAGACCCCCAGGGAUGCUGUGGAUGAAGUCUGGCCUAAUGUCUUCAUAGCAGAAAAAAGCGUCGCAGUGAACAAAAGCCGUUUGAAGAGACUGGGCAUCACACACGUCUUGAAUGCAGCUCAUGGUACAGGGGUCUACACAGGACCAAGCUUCUACAACGGUCUCAAUAUCCAGUACCUGGGCAUUGAGGUGGAUGAUUUCCCAGAUAUGGAUAUCUCCAAACACUUCCGCCCGGCUGCGGAGUUCCUUGACGAAGCACUGCUGACUUACAGGGGCAGAGUCCUGGUCAGCAGUGAGAUGGGCAUCAGUCGCUCCGCCGUGCUGGUGGCUGCCUACCUGAUGAUCUACCACCACAUGACCAUUCUGGAGGCUCUGAUGACUCUGAGGAAGAAACGAGCCAUUUACCCCAACGACGGCUUCCUGAAACAGCUGCGGGAGCUCAACGAGCAGCUGCUGGAGGAGCGGGAGCUGGAGCACUCUGGAGACGAAGAAGUGACUCCUAGUCAAAGUCCUGUGGCCCGUGCAGGGACUUCUUCCCGUUUGUCUGGAGCUGGGGACGCAGAGAGCGUCGUGGGAGCCCGAGCCCACUCCAUCACAGUGGAAGAGGAGGACACGAGCAGCAUGCUGGGUAGUUUUAUGAGCUCUUCGUCAGUGUCAAAAACCAGCUGGGUUUCCAAACGCUCCACCCUGAUCAGCGAGGAGGAAGAGGAACAGUUGUAUGAGGAAUGGAGGAAGAAACAAGGCCUGUCUGCAAAGGAACCAGGAGUUAACCAUGAAAGAAGAGCAUCUCCAAAGCAUCUGGAUCGGGAAGAGGAUCAAUCUGAUGAGGAUGUGGAACAGAGGAUCCAUGACUGGCAGCGCAGAAAUGAGAAAUACCAAAUGCAGGGUGCAGCCAGGGAGGAGGAUGGUGAUUCCAGCAUGGGAGGAAGACCUUACCCACCAGGUGAAUUCAGUGAUGUUGAGAGUGUGAGCAGUUUUGAGAUCCGAACCCUGAAAAAGCACCUGGAAGCCAGUAGCUUUAGCAGGAUGAGGAGGAGUCGCACAGACUCUGUGUCUUCUGAGAGCACCUGGGACAUGUGGAAUCAGAGACUUCUGGAGAUAGAGGAGGAAGCUGCUCAGAGAUACCAUUCCAAGAAUAAAAAUUGUGGGGAAAUGGGAAGAAAGGAGAGGGAUGUGGAUGAGGAGAGCGUGCUUUCAGACAGUAGCUCCUUCUACAAUUUCUGCCAAAAGAACAAAGACAAGUUGACUCCUCUAGAAAGGUGGAAGGUCAAGAGGAUCCAGUUUGGCUUUCACAAGAAGGAUUUAGAACCAUCAUCAUCAGCUGCACCAUCUCCAGCAGAAGAUGGCAACCAGGCAGGUGAGGAGGGAGCAGAAGGGAAGAGUUUGUCAGAUAUUGACCUGACUGCUUACCAGGCUUGGAAAAUGAAGCGGCAGAAGAAGGUGGGCAGUGAAAGCAGCAAGGAGGAAUUUGUGGAAUUUGCCAAAACCGAGGAUUCUGCUUCAGCUAAAAAGAGGCAGAGGCGUGUAGAGCUCCUCGAACGUUCAAAGAAAAUUUUAGAGGAAAGCCAGUCCAUGUGCAGCUGGGAGACAGACAGCACGAUGAGUGGGAGUAUCCCCCUGUCGGCUUUCUGGCCCUCGGCGGCUUCUGCAGAUGGUGCUGAUGAUGCAGCUUCUGCCCUGAGCAUGCAGACAAAUCAUUCAUCUCUGUCACGGACCAGGAGCAGCACGGGAGCAAUGCAGCCUCAGAUGCCGAGUGUACCCCUUCCCAACCUCGCGGUUGGUCCGGGUGACACCAUAUCCAUGGCAAGCAUUCAGAACUGGAUCGCUAACGUGGUCAGCGAAACCAUCGCUCAGAAGCAAAACGAGAUCUUGAUGCUGUCCCGUCCGUCGUCCGCGAUGGCCUCCCUGUCAGGAGACCUGGGCAGGCGAGGAGAUGAUGACAGGGUUUCUCUGCUCAGUGCUCAGAGCGGCUCAUCUGUGGCUGCCUCUCAGCUGCGCCAGCAGGAGCUGCGCCGGGCCGAGUCUCAGUCUGUCCUGUCCUGCAACACCUCCAUGAGCGCAAGGACAGAAGGGGCUGCUUCAAACAUGAAGACAACACAAACGAGCAAGCCACUGUACAGCCUCUUUGCUGAUGAUGUUGACCUCAAGAAACUCAGGAGGAAGGAGAAGGAGAUGCAAAUGGAAAUGAGAGAAAAAAUGUCAGAUUAUCAAAUUGAAAAGGUGAUCAGAGACAAUAAACGCAGCACUUUAUUUAAGAAAAAGGUGACCAAAGGAGAGGAAAAUGAAAGGGAAAAUGGCAUAGAAAGUACAACAAAAAGCCAUGGGCGUCCCUUGGAAGCAGAUUUUGACAGAACUGGUACAGUCUUUGAUCUGUCCGGUCAGCCUACAAACUCAGGUGCACCAGAGUCAGAAAUAGAGACUGAUAUUAGCAAGUGGCUCAAUGGCCUGAAAGCAGAGAGAGAACCACCAUCUUAUUAUGAACAAACUGAGAAAGCUAGAGAGAAAUAUAGCAGAUCAUCGAAAGUUAGACAGAUGGAUUCUGAGACAUCCAGUUACAGAUUCUGCAGGUCCCAAAGAGAAGAGGUAGACAGCUGUUCUUCCUACGAGUCGAAAGGAGAUUCACUGAGAACCACGUCAAGAUUUUCCUCUGCUUCUGCGAAAGAGGACAAAAAGAUGUACAAGUUCACAAGGUCGCGGGUCAGUGAGACAAGUUCCAGAGAAAACAGCCCAGAGCUGCACGUUUUCAGCCGAUCUCCUGAGCCGCCCUUUGACUCUGAAUCCCCUGAACCGUCUACACAGAGCCGAGUCAGAUCCCAUCACGUGGAGGCGUGUGAAGAGGAGGCCAGGUCAGACGUGUCAGAAUUUGGGGCAAAGAGAAAGUUCACCCAGAGCUUUUCGAAGUCCGAAGAGGAUGGAAAGAAGGAGGCAAAAGUGGAGCAAAGUGAAGAAAGGUUUGCAUCUAGACAGCGCUCUCAGUACAGGCGAAGCACGCGUAAAGAGGAGGAAGAAGAGAUGGAUGAUGAUGCCAUUAUUGCUGCUUGGAGAAGCCGACUGGAAGAAACUACAGCAAAGCUCCAGCGGAGAAGGGAAGAGUGACCAAGAUCAGACUACAGGAGCACAAGCAGAGCCAGAGUCCCUGAAUCACUCACUCAUCAUUAUAUUUUUGAUAAUCCUUUGUGGUUUGUAGGGCAUUUCCUGCAGAUAGUUCUCUUCUUAAUCAAAAGCGAUGAAGGGAAGAGGUCAAGUUCUGCAAGUGUUUGUGGCUUGUCAGAAAGAAGAUGCUAGAAUUAAAUGAUCAGUGUAGGUAGGAACACAAUGUUAGAAGCCAUUAGGAGCCAGACAAUGUUUCAGCAGCAAAAGCAAGUAACGGUGGCACCUCAAGUCAAAAGACCAAUCACAUCCCGUUUUGGUUAUUUCAAUUUCCUAGUGUUGUUAAAAACUGGACAUAUUUUUUUCUCGGAUCUUUUUGAUCAUAAGUGGAAGAAGCCAACAGCCUUUUCUAGGAACUUGAAGAAUGUUUCUCUCUUAAUCAGCUUUACUUUAUACCACUGAGAAGAUAUUACCAGUGCACCCUUCAUGCCAACAUGCCUGAAUGCUUUAUGGUCAUUAAAUUAAAUCAAAGAACACACCACAGAAUGGACAAGGCCAGAUCAAUAAAUCUUAAAACUGAUUCAAACUUACCAAGGACUCUGCACAAGUAACCAUGAAAGGAAGGAUGACUCCAGUCAGAAGGGCAUUUCUGUGGGCAUAAAACUGAACCAAGACAUAGGUGAUACUAAUUAGAAGACAGAAACAUUUAAAGGAGCUGGUCAUUUUUAUAGCAUCACCCAACUGCCAACAGCAUCGACCUGCAGCCCAAUGUCUUAAGGGUAUUUUUGGACUUCUGAGUGAUACAUGAAAAUAACCAUGGUGGCAAGAACUUUUUGCAGCUGGCUAGAAAGCUGUACAGCUCCAGGUCACGUCCUGCCACGAACAUGCCUAAUUUUAGAGAUUUGCCUAUUUGUGACUUCCCCAUUUGAUUAUUGCAGGGCACCAUAUUAAAGAAGGAUGCAGUGCCCACCAGCUGGCAUGAACCAUUGUGUGACUGUUCCGUCUUCACAGACCAUCCCAGCAAUUUGAUCUUUGCAAUGACUCCAUACUGAACUUGGAUCCAGUUGAAAGCCAUCCAUUAGUUUGGCAGAACAUUUCUCCCUCCUUGCUGGAGAGGAGAGCUUUAUGAAACUGCAAUAGCCUUUAUGAAACUGCCAAUUAAUGGGGAGCUUUGUACAUUUGGCUCACAGAAAUAUCCCAGCAGCUGUCAUAACCUAUGAAGGUUCAUUCCCAAAGCGCAUAAAAAAUGACCACAGGCCUAACUACAGUCAAAACUAAAUGCAAACCCCAGUUCUUCAACUUAAACUUCCCUCCCUCAAUAAUUUUGCGAGGCAUGUGCUCCUUAGUCUGUGAAUUGCAUCAAAAGUAUUGCCUAGAGGCAGAGGGUCAGAGGAGAUUCCACAUAUGAAAAACAGGAGGCCCUCAAAAGGGUGCAACCUCAGUUGCUGAACAGACACCACAAAUAGGAUGGAUAAAAGCCCACAUGAGACUGGUAUAUGAGCAAGCAGAAGCUGACAGUUGCCCCUCAGGAAUACAGUAUAAAGCUUUCAGUUCUGCAGGAGACGUGAUCUGAAAGUUUGCUUCCUGGGAGCAAUCACACCUGAACUGUUGCGUGGUGCUGCGGUUGCAUAAUUUAAUAGUUGUCAUGUUUCAUCCCAAGGUGAGUGUUGGUGGUGGUAGUGUACAUAAAAAAUUUGUACGUCAUUAGGGAUAAAAGGGUCUAUGCAAGAAGAGGUCAGACAUUAUCCUCAUGACCAGCAGAAGAGGUCCAUAUUAAAACAAAGGAGGUGUUUGAUUUUCUUUUGAACGUGGGCAGAUGAUUCAGGCCCACGUGCCCUUCAUAUGCUCUGUCUCUCCCCUUCCCAUCUCCUUCCUUUUGAAACAGAUUUAAGUCCAUCUACUUUUAUAUUUUCAAACAAAACCCAUAAAAGGGCCAUAAAUAUCAUGACUCGCUAAAAUGAAAGCUGUUUUCUUCUUCUCCCAGGAGACUCCUGCCUGAGAGAGAGACAGAAAGAGUUCACCCCUUUGAAAAUUUCCUCCUCUGUCGAUGUAAAGCUCGUAUCUAAAAGCAGCCUUCAAGGCUUUGUUCUUAUCAUCUUGACCUGGCUUUGUACUGGCUUCUCUCUGUAUUGCUUGUGGAAGUGUGAAGGACGGGGCUAGGGGAAGGAGUUUUGGCUAUCACUGGCAGAGCAAGGGUCAUGCUUGGAAAGGGAUUUCAUUGUGGUUUCAGAAAAUGUUAUAAACUCAGCACACUGGCAAAAAGAAUGAAGAAACUCAUUCCCCUCCUGGAUCAGACCAGUGAUCCACCCCUUCUGUCUCUGAUGUUGGCCAGAACCAGAUGCAUCUCAGAAGGUAUAAAGGAAGUUUAAGUGGGUAAUUAUGGAAUAACCUGCCCUGAGUAAAAUUUUCUCCCCUUCUGGCCCAAAGCCCUCCUUCAUCUCUCUCCUUGGUUAGAGUUCAACUCUAUGCCCUGAAGCAUCACGGCUUCUCUCCCUUCCAAACCGCUUUUCAUCCUGGCCUGUCUCAUGUAACUGCCUGUGACAGUGAUGGGAUGUAUAGGUCUUGUCCACUGAGAGUCUGUGACAGAUCACAGCCUUAUUGGAAAGAGAGGCAGAGAGGCCGAAGAGAAGGUGAGGGAGGAGAGCAUAAACUCAGAUGAAAUAUCCAUCAGGAAGAUGGAAAGAAGAGUGAAUGCCUGGGAAACUAAUUGCUGCCUGCUGAUCUGGGCUGUGGAGAUAGCUUGCAAGUGAGCAUUUUUGCUUUUCAGAGAUUUCAGCCUGGAGCACACUAGGAAAGUCAACUCUUUGGGUUGAAAAUACUGUUCAUCAAUACUUCCCCUUAUAUUUUUUUUAAAGCUGUAGAAGUAUAAGAGUAGUCCUGAGAAAACUAUUCUAUUAUAUACUGAGGGAGCUUUUUCUUCCACUGAAGUUCACUACCCAUUUCUGAACAGGUAAUUUGGGCCUACUAGACACUGAACACCGAUGAAAAUCAGGCUGUUUUUCUGCUGCCCAAAAAGAGUUUAGGAACCCAAAGUCCGAUAUUCCUGUCUAGGUCCCUGUCCAGGUCUUACAGAGAUGGCUGCUCAUACUCCUGAGUUGAACACAGAGCGUAUCCAAAAGUGUUUGUGGAGGUUACAGCUUUUGUGGGUUGGUUUGGUCAUUGCACAGGCCAUCAGCAUUUGUGGGGCACAGUGCCAGAUGCCCCAAGGUGAGGGUUAGAAUUAUCCGACACACUGAGACUUUUUAGACAUUGUCAGCAUUUUCUCUGGUGCCUUUACCGCUGAAAGCAUUAACAAAGUUCCAGGGAAUGGUUAGUGUACUUUGUAGAUGGAUGCUUCCAGUAAUACACAGGUUGAACAGCAGCUUUUAUUUAUCCAGGACCUCAACAAUUCCUAGGGAGAGGGAAAGAAGAGCUAGGUGUUUGAUCAUAUCCAGGCCUCAAUGAUCAUUAAUUUCACUUCCACAGUAUCCACAGUUUCCCAUAUUCCUUUCCCUCAAAAGUGUGGCAAAGUGAUCCGGAGUUUUCCAAGUGAUGGGUGUUGAAAUCUCACCCCAUCUCCUGGAUACCACACUGAGGUGUUCAGAGCAUCCUGCUGGUGUUGGCUGAGCACAGGAGACUGUUCAUUAAGAAAAAUGACUGUAUCAUUUAUACUGAGAACAGCUGCAGUGAGCAGCUCAGUGCCAGUGUUCAAGGCUCUGUAAUCUCCUGUUAGUUGCCACUUGCCAUUAGAUUUUUUUACUGGCCAUAAAGGAGAAUUGUAGGGGAAAUGAGACGUGACAAUGAUUCGCUGUUCUUCCAGCUCCUUUAUCAAUUCAGUAACAGGACAAAUUGCUCCAGAAGGUAAUGGGUAUUGUGGAAUAUUAACUAUCUUGCUAUGGGGUAAAGGAGCAGCUGUUUGCAACAGAUUAGCAGUCAGAGAUGCAUUUGUAGGAGGUAAACUCUGGGGCAGAAAGGGUGAUGUCCCUAUUUCCCAUGUUCCCCACGACUGACCCUUCAAUACAUCCAUACCCAAUAUAUUAAGGGCACUUAAAAGUAAGGUCAGGUGGAUUGUCUGUCCCUCAGACAGAAUUAGUUUAGCCCUGACCAGUGGGUGGUUAGUGGGUUUCCCAUUAACUCCUGCAAUAGAGACUAACUGCUUGCUGCCCUUUCUAAGUGUCCUUACCUCCCAUCGAUAUCCGGGCUCCCGUGUCAAUGAGGAAUGUUCUAAAGUAGGAAUGGAUCAUUAACUGUGACCAGGAUCCUCAGCAGUGGGAGUAGCACCCACCCUGGUUUCCUGCACAUCCGCAGUCUAGGUUUAGUGAUGAUAGUUUGGGUAUAUCCCUGAGCUCGCAGCCCUUGCAUGCUCUGCCUCUCUAGUUAUUAUCCUUUCAAACCAUACGGUGUCAUCCCAUCUCCAAACACAGGUCCCAGAGGGUUAUCAUGAGAAGUAAAUGAGGAAAACCUGUCCAGCUGCCACAACAGGGAAGUUGGCAGCUCAGAGACAGCUGCUUCUCUAAACACAUUUUCCAUCGUCUUUUACGCUCAGUACUAACUGAUGGUGUUCCUCAACUUACCCUUUUUCUCUUCUGCAUUUACUUUAGCUGAGGUUAUCCCUUGGUUUUUAUCCUCCGGGAUUUACAGUGGUAAAUCUGCUAGCCCACACUGAAGGACCUCUUGGAAACUAAUACCAUUUAAGCCUGUCUUAAUGGCUAACACUAAAGACUUCUAUACCACCUCAGCUCCCAUUAUCAUGGGUCAGAAGUGUACAGGCUCCCAAAUCACCUCCCAAGGAUGCAGUUCUGCUGGAAGGGGUUGUCCAGCCCCUGGAGCAAGGUGUGCUGGUCCUUCUAAUUCAGCUGAAAUCACAGGUUGCAGCAGGGCACUCUGCAGACUGGCUGCCAAGCCCUGGGAACGCACAUUUUUCCUGCCAUGGGCAGUGCACAAAGUGCAAGCCCAUGAGGGACUGGUAAUAUUUGGCCCCGUGGUAUCCAACAUUAUUCCUGGGCCUAAUGCCAAUGAUCAAGCCUCAGCUGGGGCAAGGUGAAGCUCAUUGGCUCUGGCUAUCCAAAUCCAUGGCAGCCCAUUCACAGGUGUUUUCCCUGGUUUAGCUCGAUAUCUCUUCCCCAGACCUCUGAAUUCGAGGGCAGUAAACCCUGCUGUGGUUCCUGUGGAGGGAGGUGAGUUUUGUGCCCCUGUGAGAGGGCUGUGUUCAGUUUUGGUUAGUGCUGCUGAGAGCAGGGGGCAGGGAAUCAUCAUCACCUGGCUUUGAGGGGAGGGGUGCAGAUCUGCUUGUUUCCAGAUAUCCCUCUCCCAGUCAGCAUUGCACUUGGCACAAUAGUCUUUAACUGGGUCUCCUGCAGUAGCUUCCAACAGCCUCCUCCUGCACUCCUCAGCUUCAGCAAUUGUCUGGGGCUGAAGCUGGACUCAGGUGGUCUGUUUUGCAUUUCUAACUGCUUACACUUCCUAAGUAUUCUUUCCAUUUUCCUUUUCUUGUUUUCCCUUUUCAGUUGUAUGUUUUCCCCUUUCAACUCAUCAGUCACAUCCACUGCUGCCCUCUGACAACUGCCUAGUAGCCAGCACGUUGCACUUUCCCCUUCUCCCUUCUUUACCUUACAAGAAAACUGCCAUCUGGCAAACUCCUACCGAAUACCAUCAGCAUCCGUGCAGUGGCUCUUGACCGCAGGACAAAUCCCGCUUGGGAUUUUGCCACUCCUCUUUCUCAAAGUCUUCUCCCAGUUGUUGCCACUCAGUGUCUGGUUUUUCGUGGCAAAGACAAACAGACCCACAGAGAAAGUGUCUUUACACUCACACCGGACCAGCUG